UGAGGAUAUCUAUUCGCCGCACGGAAUACCAUUGGAUCUGUUGGACAGACUGAUGAUCAUUAAGACGAUACCGUAUAAUACGCAGGAAAUGCUUCAGAUUUUGAGAAUCAGAGCCCAAACGGAAGGCAUUUACAUCGACGACGAGGCACUGGUGCACCUGUCGGAGAUCGGCUCCAAGACUACGCUCAGGUAUGCGGUGCAGCUGCUGAGCCCAGCCAUGCAGUUGGCGCGCGUCAACCAGUGCUCGACCAUCGAUCUGAAGGUUCUUCGCGAAGUGAAUGAACUGUUUUUCGACGCCAAACAGUCGGCGAGAGUAUUGGCCGAACAUAACUCCAAAUAUAUGAAAUAAAAACAUGCAUUCAUUUCAACAAAUCAAUUAUUGUAAUACCCAUUCAAACACUGUAUGUUUACCACAA
This is a messenger RNA of Oppiella nova, 416 nucleotides long. Lineage: Eukaryota; Metazoa; Arthropoda; Arachnida; Sarcoptiformes; Oppiidae. The record is from the annotation of a GenBank genome assembly.